Messenger RNA from Pelagomonas calceolata, 1508 nucleotides. NCBI's taxonomy places the organism in Eukaryota, Pelagophyceae, Pelagomonadales, Pelagomonadaceae. The record is from the annotation of a GenBank genome assembly.
GAGCUGUGCCAGACUGGCCCCGCCGGGGCAGCCCAACGAUGCUCGCUGUGGCCUUAUUCAUCGCGGCUGGACCGCCCAACGCGUGGGCGCUGCUGGUCCCAGCCCGCAGGGUGACGAGGGGCAGCAAUCGGAUCCUGAGCGAGGCCACCCUUGCGCAGCUCAAGCUUGUCGCCUCCGACGCCGCGGAGGGCGCCCGCUUCGGCUACUCCGUGGCCAUCGACGGGGACACGCUCGUGGUUGGUGCCUACGCCAUGGAUAGUGACACUGGCUCGGUCUACGUCUUCCGCACGAGCGACGGCGGCGCCACUUACGGCCAGGUGGCCAAACUGACGGCCUCCGACGCGGCGGGCGACAAGUUCGGCUACUCCGUGGCGGUCGUCGACGGCGCCACCAUCGUGGUCGGGGCCCCUAACGGCGAAGCCGCUUACGUCUUCCGCACGACAGACGGCGGCGCCACGUACGACGAGAUUGCCAAGCUAACGCCCUCCGACGGCGCGGCGGGCUUCUUCGGCGGCUCCGUGGCGCUCGCCGGCGGUACCGUCGUGGUGGGGGCCUAUGCAGACGACGACGGCAGCUUUUUAUCGGCUAAGACUAAAUCGGGCUCGGCCUACGUGUUCCGCACGAGCGACGGCGGCGCCACGUACGGCGAGGUAGCCAAGCUCACUGCAAGCGACGCCGCGAAGGACGACUACUUCGGCUACUCUGUGGCCAUCGACGGCGCCACCAUCGUGGUCGGUGCCUACUACUACGGCUCUAACAACUGGAAGGGCUCAACCUACGUCUUCCAGACGAGCGACGGCGGCGCCACGUACGGUCAGGUGGCCAAGCUAACUGCCAGUGACGCAGUGGCGGGCGACUACUUCGGCUGGUCCGUGGCGGUCGACGGCGCCACCAUCGUGGUCGGGGCCCCUAACGGCGAAGCCGCCUACGUCUUCCGCACGACCGACGGCGGCGCCACGUACGACCAGCUGGCCAAAUUGACGGCCUCCGACGCCGCGGAGGGCGACCGCUUCGGCUGCUCUGUGGCCAUCGACGGCAACACCGUCGUGGUCGGUUCCCCUCAUGACGACGACGCCGGCGCCUGGUCGGGCUCGGCCUACGUGUUCCGCACGACCAACGACGGCGCCACGUACGGGCAGAUGGCCAAAUUGACGGCCUCCGACGGCAAUAUCGGCGACUACUUCGGCUGGUCCGUGGCGAUCAGCAACGGCACCGUCGUGGCCGGAGCUUAUGACUACUACGGCUCGGGCUCGGCCUACGUCUCCUCACCUCAGCCAACGCCCACGGCCCAGCCAACGGUGUCGCCCCAGCCAACGUCCAACGCGCUCGGGUCGGACGCGGCGACGCGGACGGGUCCGCUCCUCGCCCUGCUCGUCGCCGCGGUCCUCGCUCUCUAGCCGCGCCCGUCCACGCGCCGCGCGCAAUUCCCCUCGGGCCUCUCGUACCCCGAGUCGCCCUCCCCCAUUGUUUUCCCGUCGUGUACAUUCCCUAGUGUCUUAACAUGCCGC